AAGUGGAAAUGAUGCGAAUUUGACAUCAAAUGCACGCACUGAUGCACGGAACUAUUUCCAUAAAAACGAGGAGUUACAGGUUUCGUCUUGUUACGUACUUUUUCCUAUCUCCUCUGCCGUCUGAUAGCGAUGGUGCUAAAGGGCAAGGUCUGCACGAAAAUUGUUGUCCGUAGGUAGUAGGAGUGAGUUGCCUGUCAGAAGAUUGAAUACCAGGAGGAUCGAAUUUAAGAAGCAGAUCAAAGGACGUGGUCAAUUGCAUGUAUUGCAUCAGAAUUUAACGAGCGAUUCUAUGGCAGUUGGUACUGAUUGCCGUACGAGGCCAGCUGAAUUGAAUUGGAUGGGAUUGAACUGGAAUGAAUUGAACUCGGUCGGUGUCAGCUUUGGUGGAAGAACUGUCAUCACUGAUUCCUGUCGAAUGUAUCACCAUGGAUUGCGUUGGAUGCACAGUUGAGGCACCCGGCACGGAUCAGUCGCAGCGAGGUGAGUCGGAAGGAGUGGUCGAACUGGAGCCACAGCCACAGCGCCCGAGUGAGUCCUCGAGCAGCAGCAGCAGCAGCAACAACAACGACAACAGGAACAACCAGCUUUCCAUCGUUGCGCUGCCGACGCCAGAGCCUGAGCUCGACAUGAAUAGCUCACACAGCAAUGAUCAGAGAGGCGGUGAAGCAUCGGUGGCCGGAAGGCCACCGGACUCCUUGGCGAUUGCGAACAUCAACCCUCAGCCGCCUCCGAACACAACAUUGUCCAUGUCGAUGGCAUUCCCAGGACUAGCUGCAGCAAAUCUAGGAGGAGGAGGAGGAGGGGGAGGAGGAAAUAAUGGAGAUCAAGGCACAAUGACGACCCAAGGUCCUCCACCGCCUCGCUGCCAAAUUAUGAACCCUUUCAUGCAGACUCCUCCGCUGGCUCCCAUGGACGGCAGGUUGCAGCAGCAGGCAGCAGGGUCGAGCUUGCCCAUGGGGCAGAUCGGGCACUUGGUGCAGGAUAACGCAGUCCCUGGCGCAUUCGGUCAAGAUCUGCGCCACCAUCGGGGCUACCCAAAUGUUCUGACUCUCCCUCCCUCGUUCCAGGUGCACCCCAACCUACAGAGUCAGAUUCAAGCCUUUCAGCAGGACAUGAACCAGCACGCUCGCAUGACGCAGCCUCCAGGAUUUUUGCAGGGGUUUAUCCCCACCGAUGUCAAUGUUGCAGCCGUCGUUCAGCAGCAGCAGCAGCAACAACAACAGCAGCAGCAGCAGCAGGCUGAGACCAACACCAGAGCAUCGCAUCUUUUGCAGCCGCAUGUGAGGCAGCGAGCACGUCGACGGUCACGGGCAAACAGAGCAAUUCAGCAUCACUCUCACCAUCACCACCAGCAGCAGCAUCACGAGAGUACAGAUCCCGAGGGCGGCACACUCGGCCUCCGAUCGAGAUCAUUGUCCGAGGUUCCCACAGCUCGGAUCUCAGUCGUAGAAGCAGGAGGAGGAGGAGGAGGGGGAGGGUUUGGUGACUCGAGUGUUGCUCCAGCUGGAAUUGCAGCAGCCAGGCUCGAUGACUCAAAGCUUAAGGGGCUGGAAGAAAAUUACAGUAGCAUAGGUGAAAAUUUUGAGUGCAACAUUUGUUUUCAGAAGGCAAAUGAAGCCGUAGUUACAUGCUGUGGGCAUUUGUUUUGCUGGCCCUGUCUGUACCGAUGGUUGCACAUUCACUCGUACCACAAAGAGUGCCCAGUUUGCAAAGGAGCAAUCGAUGAAAACUCCAUCACUCCCAUCUAUGGACGCGAGUGCAGCGCCUUGAUUUCAGCCCGAGGCGGAUUGCCUGGCGGCUCAGCAGCUGACAGAGUCCCACCUCGACCUCCAGCUCGCAGGGUCGAGAGCGCCAGGCAGCUGCGAGAACGAGAGGACAGGGGUCGUGAGAGGGAGCAAAGGGAGAGAGCUUUGGCACGAGAGCAAGAGCGAGACCAGCAGGACGCCAGAGGACUGUCGGAUCUGCAGGUUCUCGGGUCAGGCACCACUCUGCACAUUGAAGAAGCUACCCCGAUCGCCAUGAUGAGCGACGGAGCAAACGAUCAGGCGGGCCAGCCCACCGCAGCUCCAGGGGGUGAGAUCACCAGCCAUGACACUAGUGGCAAUUCCAAUCUGGAGGAGAUAGAUCAAUCCGAAGGACUACCGCAGGAUAAUGGUGGCUCCGGCGGCGGAGGAGGAGGAGGCAAUGGCACCUACUCACACGCAACUGCACCAUCCGGGGUGAACAACAUUUCGUCAGGUACGCAUCAGGAUCCUCGCAGCGGAGGUGGAAAUGGUGCCAGCAACAACGGGACGGCUUUUCUCCAGCGUCGGAUGUCUGAGAGGAGGGAGCAGCUGCGGGCGGCCCUGGAAGCAUCAGCUCGAAAUGGCAUGAAUUCGGCCUCGAUCUCCAGUCUGACCGAGAGGGUGGAUGAGCGUCGGCAGAUGAUAGCUGCAGCUGCAUUGCUGUCGCAGGACUGGGAGGACAUUGUGAAUAUUAGUCGGAUGGUAGGUCCUGUGAAUCCCGUGCAGGCUGCAGCUUGGAUGAAUGCAGUGCAAGGGCGAAUUGGGGGAACGGACGGAACCACAACGACCGAUAGCUUGGGCGGAGGAGAUUUCACCAGCAACAGUUCCGGGGGAGCAGGAAAUCAUGCACCGCUUCGAACGUCCAGACCACAGCACCACUUGACUCAGAUGUUACCCAUGGGCUUGGAUGUUGGGAUUUCUGGUUCAGCAGCAGCAGGAGGAGGAGGAGUAGAAGACUCGAGCCUCAGCCGGCUCAUCACCGUGAACCCAAUUCAGGCUGGAGACUGGGUGGCAGCCAUGCGCUCUCGUCUGUCAGGCGGGGAGAAGACAGUGGAUUUAGAGAGCACUCGUCUUCAGGUUUUUCAGCAGCCAGCGCCAGGAGGAGGAGUAGGAGGACUGUUGCAGAUGAAUCACUUGCUUCCUGCACAGUCGUCUUCUUUGCAUACUGAAAAUUUGAUUCUAGAAACUGUCAAUCCCAGCAUCUUAGCAAACUCAGACGCAGGAUCCGCACUCGGUCACCGUCUUGUGGAAGAGGUCUGUCCUGCUGUCCAAGCUCCGAGAGCUUGUCCAUCCCUGAUGGUGGAACCACCGAGCUCCAGAAGAUUAGAAGAACAAACGGUAGCUGCAGUAGUGCAGCCGCAACCGGAGCCCAGCACAGGUGCAGCAAGUGGUGGUGGUGGUGCUACGCCCCAGAGCAGCCAUAACAGUAGAACGACAACAACACAGGCAGAUCUAAGACUGCAUUACCGCGAGGCCCCAUUAUCGAGGCCCAGUUCCAGUAGGAGAAGAUCCUCCAGGAUGGAAGAUGUGACCAGCACUUCCGAGGCGACACCCAUCGAAGGAUCUGGGUGUACAGGAGGAUCAGGACAGGAAACCAUGCGCAGUAGGUCCAAACGGAGGCGAUUGGAUUGAAAGAUUCUUCUCUCCCGCAAGUUUUUAUUUUUCACAAAGCUCCUUGUCCAUCAAUCUAUCCUAUUCGAGGAUGAAUGAAUGACCUUUUCUAGGGAAUGGUGCUCAGCUUCUUCUGCCCUCGUCGAUGGAAGAUCCACGGGUCAUCUAAAUGGAAUUAUUUGUCAGAUCUUCCAAGCUGACUGAGCAGCAUCCUUGCCUCGAGUGUGUUGAGUCACCACUCGAUCGAGAUUGACAGAGAGGAUGAAGACGUGUACACAUUUGUGGGCUGACCCUGUUCCCAGCUCUCAAGGUUUCGAACCCAGUCUUUUGCGCCAAGGCUCGAGUGUCCAGCGUUCGCUUGACUUGUCACGAUUGCUAAUGAGCAGGUUCUCAAACUGGUUCCUUAAGUCUUCAAGAGUAAGAUCCUGGACUCUGUGCAACAAGAGACUGAGACCUGCGUAACUUAGCGUAGCCCUCGUACUUCCUACCCAGAAUUGGUAUGAGGUAAAAACAUUUUUCCCUCUGAUGCUGCUGACGAUUGAAAACCAUCAGCAUCAUAGCCGACCUUACCUUUUAGAUAAUGAUUCACCCGUUGAUUGAGCAUCAACCCGAACUCUUGCCCAAGUCACCAUGUUAUCAACGACAAUCCACUCAUUGUCAGUGUGCCUUCAAUCUCCUCGGUUGGCAAGGUUCUUGCGAGGAUCAUAUAAUGCUCCAAGGAAGAUGUUCUCGGUCAGAGAGAGCAGCGUCAGGGCACAAUCGCUCUAUUUCAUAUGCAGGGUGGGACACUUACACCCAGCGCCGGCUCAUAUGAAAAUCUCAGAGUGGAGCAGAGGUCGUAGAGCUUGCCUGUCAGCCUCGUCGUAGCAUGUUCCCGUGUACCAAUCCCAGAAGAACUGGCCAUCCAUUUGAUCUUCCCAAAUGUGAUGUUAAGCACGUGCAGGUAAACCAGGGAAUGGAGAGCAGCAGAGUGUCCUGACAGUUGCUUUUUAGGAUCUGCGCUGUCCCUCAUGCUCUGGUCUUCGUCAUAUGACAAUACUGUAGCCAACUUCAUCUGAUUAAUUGUCUGAUGCAGAGUCCUGUACGCUGAUGGAGGGUAUUUGGAAUAAGAGGUAUUUGGAAUCUUAGCCGAAUCUCAGGCAUUCUCACGAAGUUUGCGUUGGUUUCUGGGGUACACACUUGCCGAUUCUCCGGCCCCGUGCAUCAUCCACAAAUCUGUGAUAAGAUGGUCGACGCGCCGCUUUAGUUCUAUGAAAACCUAGUAAGCACAUAUAAACUCUGCAACCUCGAUAAUGAAUCGUGGAACUGAGCAACAUCGGACUUCUAAGCUAAAAAAGAGUCGGCAGAGUGCACGAUUCCGAUGUGCGGGGUAAGGUGGUAUGAAAGUACUGGUACGAAGGUACGGGUUAUUAUGAGCUCCACCUUAAUUCAAUCUACAUAAGGCACGAUCCACCAACUCUAGUUCAUGUAUUCCAUGACAAACUACGAGGCUCGGUCUACUUCUGUAAGGAUGUCGUGAGUUAUUAAAAUACACAGAAAGUGAAAGCGGUCAACGCGGUCAGCAUGGGACAAGAUGCAGCCCUGAAAAAAAAUAAAAAUUUGACGAAAUAUAGAUAUCUCUACCAUCUAUGAGGUCC
Marchantia polymorpha subsp. ruderalis is the source of this 5032-nucleotide messenger RNA. The record is from the annotation of a GenBank genome assembly. Lineage: Eukaryota; Viridiplantae; Streptophyta; Marchantiopsida; Marchantiales; Marchantiaceae.